UACAUUUUCUUUCCCAAUCAUCUUUACUUCUCUAGAAGAGUAGAAGGUCUGUCGUCUUCUAGUUUCUCUCCGUCGUUUUUCACUGCAAUCCCAUUUUGAUUUUGCUCCCUCUCUGUUCAUAGACUGUGAACUUUGAGUCAGUGAGGGAGUCAAUCAUCAAUGGAAAUGGCUGUUGGAAUACAUAACUCUAUCACUCCAACACUAAACCCUAAUCAAAAGGGUUUCCCUUUAUCCUCACCUUUUCUAAGAACCCAACUCUCCGUUGGUCGCACCUUAUCUUCUUAUUCAUUUUCUAAAAUCAAGUCUCCAACUUUCUCGCGUUCCAGAAGAAACCCUCUUCCUAGUUUCAUCAAAUGCUCUGUUUCUGAAGCUGAGGCCACUGAAACCACUACCGAGAAAAAGGUCACAUUAGUGAGGAGAAACGACAUAAGGAAUAUUGCAAUUGUUGCUCAUGUCGAUCAUGGAAAGACAACUCUGGUUGAUGCAAUGUUGAAGCAAGCAAAAGUAUUUCGUGAUAAUCAAGUUGUAGAAGAAAGAAUUAUGGACUCAAAUGACCUAGAACGUGAGAGAGGAAUUACAAUCCUUAGUAAAAACACAUCUAUCACUUACAAAGACACAAAAAUGAACAUUAUCGACACUCCUGGACAUUCUGACUUUGGAGGUGAAGUAGAACGUGUCCUUAAUAUGGUGGAGGGAGUUCUUUUAGUGGUAGAUUCUGUUGAGGGCCCAAUGCCACAAACAAGAUUUGUUUUAAAGAAAGCUCUUGAAUUUGGUCUUGCAGUUGUUGUUGUUGUGAAUAAAAUCGAUAGACCUUCUGCACGUCCAGAAUUUGAUAAUUCCACUUUUGAACUCUUCAUUGAACUAAAUGCAUCUGAUGAACAGUGUGAUUUCCAAGCAGUUUAUGCAAGUGGUAUACAUGGAAAAGCUGGACUUUCUCCUGAUAAAUUAGCAGAUGAUCUGGGCCCACUUUUUGAGUCAAUAAUUAGAUGCAUUCCAGGACCUCGCAUUAAGAAAGAUGGAUCACUUCAAAUGCUUGUCACGAGUACAGAGUAUGAUGAACACAAGGGGAAAAUAGCUAUAGGAAGGUUACAUGCUGGUGUUCUGAAUAGAGGCAUGGAUGUUCGUAUUUGCACAUCAGACGAUGCCUGCAGAUUUGGAAAAGUGAGCGAAUUAUUUGUGUUUGAGAAAUUCUACAGAGCUCCUGCAGAGAGUGUGGAGGCUGGUGAUAUUUGUGCUGUUUGUGGUAUUAAUGAUAUUCAGAUUGGGGAGACAAUUGCUGAUAAGAAUGAUGGAAAGGCAUUACCUGCAAUUAGGGUAGAAGAACCUACAGUAAAAAUGGCUUUCUCAAUCAAUACUUCACCAUUUGUUGGGCGUGAGGGAAAGUAUGUUACUAGUAGAAAUUUAAGAGACAGACUCUACCGGGAAAUUGAAAGAAAUUUAGCUAUGAAAGUUGAAGAUGGUGAAACUGCUGAUACGUUUCUUGUUAGUGGACGUGGUACUUUACACCUAACAAUACUGAUAGAAAACAUGCGAAGGGAAAAUUACGAGUUCAUGGUGGGACCUCCAAAAGUAAUCAACAAGAGAGUUGAUGAUAAGUUGCUUGAACCUUACGAGAUUGCCACAGUGGAGGUGCCUGAAGUACAUAUGGGGUCGGUUGUUGAACUUCUUGGUAAAAGGCGGGGCCAAAUGGUUGAUAUGCAAGGGCUUGGAUCGGAGGGAACAACGCUGCUUAAAUACAAAAUCCCGACGCGUGGACUUUUGGGACUUAGAAACGCGAUUCUAACCGCGUCUCGAGGGACCGCGAUUCUCAACACGAUAUUCGAUAGUUACGGGCCGUGGGCGGGCGACAUGUCGACCCGUGAUCUCGGAUCCUUGGUUGCUUUUGAGGAUGGAGUUUCGACUUCUUAUGCUCUUAUAAGUUCUCAAGAAAGAGGACAAAUGUUUAUAAAACCAGGGAUGGAAGUGUACAAAGGUCAGAUUGUUGGGAUUCAUCAAAGACCCGGUGAUUUAUCCCUCAAUGUAUGCAAAAAGAAAGCUGCUACAAACGUGCGUUCUAACAAAGAAGUGUCUGUUGUUCUUGACACGACAUUGGACUAUAGUCUUGACGAUUGCAUUGAGUAUAUUCAAGAAGAUGAAUUGGUGGAAGUAACUCCAAAAAGUAUACGCAUGUGCAAAAAUCCGAAGAUGAGCAAAAAGGGUCGAUGAACAAAAAUCUAAAAUGUCGGAAAAUAAAAACUCUAUAGAGUAAAAAAUAUAUAGGAAAUUUUGAUUUUUAAUGUUUGUUGUGUAGUUGGUUACGGAUGUAUAUGAGCGUCCUAAAAAACCUCACAAGUCUAUAGUUAUUUAUUAUUGACGUUUGGUAUUAAUUAUUUUUGUUAUAUCAUGUAGAAUUAUUUGAUGUUAUAACUAUUUUUUAUAUUCCAAGA
This is a messenger RNA of Lactuca sativa (garden lettuce), 2426 nucleotides long. Its product is annotated as putative elongation factor TypA-like SVR3, chloroplastic. The record is from RefSeq and is a predicted model, not a curated record. Gene Ontology annotation, molecular function: GTP binding; GTPase activity. Gene Ontology annotation, cellular component: ribonucleoprotein complex; cytosol. NCBI's taxonomy places the organism in Eukaryota, Viridiplantae, Streptophyta, Magnoliopsida, Asterales, Asteraceae.